CUUCCAAUUUUCCAAAUCCAAAAUCCCAAUGGCAUUCUUCUCUUCUCUCUCCUUCUUCCUCCUCUUUUCUUCCUUUCUUUCCCACGCCGCUGGUUGGGUUGGCGUUAACUACGGUCGAAUCGCCGAUGACCUUCCUUCACCCGACGACGUAGUUAAACUCCUCAAAACCCAUGGAAUCGACCGAAUCAAACUCUUCGAUACUGAGUCUACCGUCCUUACCGCUUUAUCUAACUCUAACAUCUCCGUUGUCGUCUCCCUCCCCAACGAAUACCUCUCCUCCGCCGCCUCCGAUCCUUCCUUCACCGACAAUUGGGUACAAUCCAACAUAUCCCAUUUCUACCCCUCCACCAAAAUCGAUGCCAUCGCCGUUGGCAAUGAAGUCUUCGUCGACCCCAACAAUACUACCAAUUUCCUCGUCCCCGCUAUGAAAAACGUUUACGCCUCGCUUCAAAAGUUCAACCUCCAUACCAACAUUAAAGUCUCCACCCCCCUUGCUUUCUCCGCCCUCGCUUCUUCUUACCCAACUUCCUCCGGUUCCUUCAAACCUGACUUAAUCGAACCCGUCAUGAAACCCAUGCUCGAUCUUAUACGUCAAUCCCAAUCCCACCUCAUGGUUAACGCUUACCCUUUCUUCGCUUACAUCGGUAACGCCGACAAAAUCUCAAUCGAUUACGCUCUGUUUCGUGAAAACGCCGGCGUUAUCGAUUCCGGCAAUGGGUUAAAAUACUCGAAUCUAUUGGAGGCUCAAGUGGACGCUGUAUUCGCAGCUUUGUCGGCGAUAAAAUUCGAGGACAUUCCGGUGGUGGUGACGGAGACAGGGUGGCCAUCGAAAGGGGAUGAGAAUGAAAUCGGAGCGAGUAUAGAGAAUGCGGCGGCGUAUAACGGAAAUUUAGUGAAGAGGGUGCUAACGGGAAGUGGGACGCCGUUGAGGCCAAAGGAGCCACUGAACGCAUAUUUGUUUGCAUUAUUCAAUGAGAAUAAAAAGCAGGGGCCCACUUCAGAGAGGAAUUACGGUUUGUUUUACCCAAACGAAGAGAAGGUUUAUGAGAUUCCUUUAACAAGCGCUGAUGUGGAGGGUGGGGUAGGGAGUACCCCCGCGGUGAAUGGGAGUAAGGUGAUAAAGAAUGGGCAGACGUGGUGUGUGGCUAAUGGGAAGGUAGCGCCUGAGAAAUUACAAGCCGGUUUGGACUAUGCAUGUGGCGAAGGAGGGGCUGAUUGCAGUUCCAUUCAACCGGGUGCCACCUGUUACAACCCUAACUCCCUUGAGGCACAUGCUUCCUAUGCUUUUAAUAGCUAUUACCAGAAGAUGAAACGUGCGGUUGGCACGUGUGAUUUUGGUGGUGCUGCUUAUGUCGUCACUCAACCUCCACAGUAUGGACAAUGCGAGUUCCCCACGGAGUACUGAUCAGUUUGUUGCAUAUAGAGACAUAAAUUGAUCCCACACCAUUUUUAAUUUCAUAUAUCAAUUCACUUUUUACUUCUUAUUUUUAUGUUCAAUUUUUCUUUUUUUAGAAUUCUUAUUAUAUAUUAUUAUUUGAAUUAAUAGAUUUUUUUU
This is a messenger RNA of Cucumis sativus (cucumber), 1555 nucleotides long. Its product is annotated as glucan endo-1,3-beta-glucosidase 13. The record is from RefSeq and is a predicted model, not a curated record. The coding region runs from base 29 to 1405 and encodes 458 amino acids. Gene Ontology annotation, cellular component: plasma membrane. The transcript has 2 exons. NCBI's taxonomy places the organism in Eukaryota, Viridiplantae, Streptophyta, Magnoliopsida, Cucurbitales, Cucurbitaceae. Gene Ontology annotation, molecular function: hydrolase activity, hydrolyzing O-glycosyl compounds. Gene Ontology annotation, biological process: carbohydrate metabolic process.